UGAAAAGCCGUGUGUCGGCCUCCUCAGGGGAGAGUUGGGGAAAGUGUCGGGGGCUUUUCUGCCCAGAACCGGACAGCUCCGGUCGGACAUUUCUGUGAGUUGAUCAUGAGGGACAUGCAGACAGAGCUGGGUGAAGUUUUCAGGAGUCCACACUGAACCAUGUUUUCCCUGUCUGAGCUGGCCCCUCCAAACCAGCAUGAGAGCAGGUGUAAACUGCUGAAGCCCUGGUGGGAGGUCUUCAUGGACUACCUGGUGGUGCUGAUGUUGAUGACGUCUGUCCUGGCCUGUACUGAGCAGCUGUCCAGGGACAGAAUCGUGUGCAUUCCUGUGGAUCCGCUGAGCCCUCCUUGCAUGAGUAAUCACAGCAUGGCACAGAACAGUGAUGUGAAGCCCAGUCCUGCUCCUAAAUCAACAAAUCCACAGAACCCAGGUCCAAACUUCUAUUCUGCACCACGAGGGCGACGCACACAUCUUGUGCACCAGCAAUACAUUUACAUAAGUCAGGUGUGCUACCACGAAGCCCUGCCGUUUUGCUCUCGCUUCUUCCCCUACAUUGCCUUGCUGCAGUCCCUGGUCCUGGUGGCCAGCGGCUCUUUCUGGCUCCACUUUCCCGACACCUCCUCCCGCAUCGAACAGUUCCUCUCCAUUUUGGCAAAAUGCUGCGAGUCCCCCUGGACGUCUCAGGCUCUGUCUCAUGCUGCCCGUCAGGAGAACAUUCAGGAGCUGGAGAAGGCGGAACGACAGCCCUUCCUGUCUGCAGCUUCCUCCUGGGUGACUCGGACUCGACGCUCAAGCACAGACUCGGGCUCAGUGAGUCCGCUUUUGAAGAGGUCAGAGGUUGCACCUUCACCUGCCUCUCCGUCACCGUGCCCAUCACUGCUCUCCUCCAACUCCAGCGUUUCCUCUUUGUCUGUUGGCUCUGGUGUGCACUGUCCUUCCUCCAAGGCGGGGCCUGACAGUCCAAGGGAAGUGAUGAGUCUGGAUAAAAGCGACGGGGAACAGGCCAGGGCGCUGUUCGAAAGAGUCUGCAAGUUUAGGUCUCACUGUGAAAGCUCAGCUGUCAUUUAUAAGGUUUAUGUGGCUCAGACGACCUUCAAGCUGUUUCUGGUUUUGCUGAUCCUGAGCUACACCAUCCCGCUCCUCAACUCGCUGUCUUUCAACCACGUCUGCCGCCCCGAGGAGUGGGAGCUGGUGGGAUACGCCACCUUCGAAUGUGUCCAUGUGUUGUCAUCGCUCCUUCACAAGCUUCUGGUGGCCUACUUGAUCCUGCUGGGACUCUACACUCUGCUUAACUUACACACUCUCAGAUGGAUUUUUCACAGCUGCCUUCGCCACUAUUCCUUCCAAUCUGUGAAGGACUUGUGGUCCCUGAGAGAUGUUCCUGACCUGACAAACGACCUGGCCUUCCUGCUGCACAUGUUAGACCAGUACGAUCCUGUGCUGGCCCAGCGGUUCUCCGUGUUUCUGUCGCCUGUCAGCGAGAGCAGGCUGCUGGAGGAAAGCUUGGAGAGGCGCUGGGGAGAAGACAAGCUGCAGGCCAUGACCAGCGUGGACGCAGACGGCUUCAGCAGGCUGCAGCUGGUGGCUUUGCCUCGUCUUCCUUCUGCUCUCUACACGUUCAACCGGCUUCAGAUCCUCAGACUGGAGUUUAUUGCAGAUGCCAGGUUCACUGCACAGGUGGCUAACAUGAGUUCACUCAGGGAGCUUCACCUUUACCACUCCAGAGUAGCUGUGGAUCCCAGCGCACUAGUGUUUCUCCAGGAGCGUCUGGAGGUCAUCCACAUCACCUUCUCUCAGGCUUCAGAGAUUCCCAGCUGGGUCCUCUCCCUCCACAGCCUGCAUGAGCUCCACCUCUCUGGCCGUUUGAGCAGCGAGUGCAGCGUGGGCCGAAGCUGGGCUCUGGGGAGCUUGCGUCAUUUACACCACCUCCGUGUUUUGGGUAUUCGAGGUUUGCUGCAGAAGAUCCCAGGGGAGCUGUGUGAGGUGGCAAGCAGCUUAGCAAGACUGGAAAUCUAUAACGAAGGCACAAGACUGCUGGUGCUUACAGGCCUGAAGCGGAUGGUGGGCCUGACCGAGCUGAAGCUGCAGGACUGCCAGCUGGAGCGUUUGCCCUCUGCCGUUCUGUCUCUGACCCACCUGCGACUCUUAGACCUGCAGCACAACAACCUGAGCUCUCUGGAGGAGCUGCUCUGCCUGGCUCAGUUGCGCCAGCUUUCUUGUCUGAAGCUCGCCUACAAUAAUGUUGUGGUGCUACCAGCCAGUGUUGGGGUCCUUCGAGGGUUGGAGCUCCUGGAUUUGUCCAACAAUCAGCUCCGGAGCCUCCCACCAGCACUCUUUACACUCCACCGCCUUCGUAGGCUCCUGCUGGCUGGAAACCUACUCGACCAGCUUCCAGCGGAGGUAAAGGGCCUGCAUCUGCUUUCAGAGCUGGACCUGAGUGGAAACAGGCUGGAGAGCCUGCCCUCUGACCUCUGCCGUGGCUGUUUGGGGCUGCGAAUCCUAAACGUCGCUCACAAUUCCCUAGCCUCUUUGCCGAACGGGAUCGGAGCUCUGAGUCAGCUCUGCAGGCUGGAUCUGCGCUGCAAUAAUCUGGAGGAGCUUCCUGCCGAGUUGGGCUGCUGUCUGGGACUCCAUGGAGGAGGACUUCUGGUGGAGGACUGGCUCUUCAUCUCCUUGAAUCCACAGAUCAGGGACCUGCUGAGUCAUUCAGACUCAACCAGCGCUGAUUAUUCAGAGGACGACUCCCAGGUAGAGUCUGACAGCUUUCCAUGCUUCCCUCCUUCCCAGUGGAGCUUUUCUUCAGCUCUAGAAUCAGACGUCUAAUGAAGAGAAAAAUUCUGCUUUGACUAAUUCUAAAUGAUUUAAAUGACUUUUUUUUCUUUUUUUAUUGUUAUUUUUAUCAGUUUGUGAAUUUAUGGCAAUUUUUCUGUCUUCCACAAUGAAAUGUAAUAAGAAAAAAGCUAAGCUUUGCUUUAAAAUUUUCAUAUAAAAGCACAAUAAAUGGUUGAAGGCUUAGAGUUUUAAGCACCUGGAACUGCCAAACUGAAAUGGAGAGAACAUUUUAUAAAAUAUUAUCUAGAAUUAUAUUUUCUGAACUAGGAGAAAACACUAAAACUAAUUUGAGUUGUCACUUUUAUUGAUUCUAUAUAACAUAAAUUAACUCUGUUGCUGCAGAACAUUAUACAUUAGUUUAGGAUUAUUUAUUUCUUGUCUUGUUCUGAACCUUAAUUUAUGACCUCGUAUUAUUAAGGUCCAAGACACCAAAAAAAAGGCUGUUUGUCAAAAAUAAAAAAAGACUAUUUUUAAUUCAAUUAAUCUGACCAUGCCAAUUGAAUUCUUUUUCAAGUUAAUAAACCAAGUUACUAAGUAACUUUUCACAUUUCAAGUAAUCUGUUUUUUGUGCUCUGCCCUUUAGUGUAACCCUUGUGCUAUCUUAGCUGACCCCACCCUUACAUUGACGUGUUCUCCCUACCAUGACAAAGGUGGUUAAAGGUGCAAAGAUUUCAUGUAA
Molecule: messenger RNA, 3511 nt
Organism: Oryzias latipes (Japanese medaka)
Lineage: Eukaryota; Metazoa; Chordata; Actinopteri; Beloniformes; Adrianichthyidae
Product: volume-regulated anion channel subunit LRRC8D
Cellular component (GO): cytoplasm
Molecular function (GO): protein binding
Source: RefSeq, a predicted model, not a curated record